Messenger RNA from Medicago truncatula (barrel medic), 1866 nucleotides. RefSeq lists its product as uncharacterized. Lineage: Eukaryota; Viridiplantae; Streptophyta; Magnoliopsida; Fabales; Fabaceae. The coding region runs from base 61 to 1647 and encodes 528 amino acids. The transcript has 2 exons. The record is from RefSeq and is a predicted model, not a curated record.
UGGGCACUAUUGCAUACACCAUCCAUCCAUCCAUAUAUACAAAAGUGAAUUAAGAUCAUCAUGUCUUCAAUCCCUCCAAGUUCAGAAGCCAGAGUGUGUGCAGCAAACUUUCCACUGCCGGUGAGGCAAGAAGACAUAGCAGAAGCCCAACGUCUGGCGAGCAAUCUUGACCGCGUUAACCGACCGAUCUUGGGGCAUGAGGUUGCGGGCAGAGUGGACGACUUUGAAUUUGAUAUCCGGCGUCCAGUGUAUCGAUGGACCACGAGGCCUUACCAGGAGAUCUUAGCAAACGGGUUCCAAGCACCAGCUCAAGGAAACACUCCCAACAACACUUACUAUAAUCUUGACGACUUUGUCCAUAAUGCUGGGGCGCCUCUUGACCCCAACAGGCCUGUAGCUCAUGUCUUUAUUAGCACCACUGUUAAUAAUGCAUGGCGCCCAAAUCCUUCAACUGAUGUCCUCCCGAUAGGAAGUCAGAUUCAAUUGUAUCGUUAUGAGAUCUUUGCUCCUGGUGGUAUUUGGGUCGCUGUCUCCCUUAUGGGUCGCUAUCAGCACCCUAAUCAAGCUGAAAUUACCUUUGUUGCUGGCAUCCAACCUCAAUACAUUCGCUCUGUUCAAAUAUACACCGCCACGCGUCGGGCACCCGGGUUUCCGACAAUGACAAGAGAAAGAAGAUUGAUAAUGAACGGUCAUUUCCGUCCACACAUGGAUCUUCAAUUCACAAUUCAUACACCUAUAACCUUUUACAUUGAUGACAAUGGGAUACGACGGGAGCUGCCUGAAGAAACUUAUACACCUCAUGAAAGAGAUCAGGUACAGAAAAGAGAUGUAUCAUCAUCUCAGGAUAAUGAAGAAGUUGAGUUGCAUAGCUAUGGCGCGGUGGAAAAUAUACCUAUUUAUAUAAAUGCUGCAUUUCGUGCAUCUGCCAACAAUGAAGCCUAUUUAUUCAUGAACAAUGAAUAUGUAUUGAUUAAUUAUGCUCGUGGAAGCACAAACGAUUAUAUUAUAAAUGGGCCAUUAUAUAUUUGUGAUGGAUAUCCAUCACUUGCCCGUACACCAUUCGGAGAACAUGGAAUAGAUUGUGCCUUUGACACUGACAAAACCCAGGCUUACAUUUUCUCUGCAAACCUUUGUGCCUUGAUAGACUAUGCUCCAGGAACCACAAAUGACAAAAUACUCUCAGGUCCUAUGAAAAUUACUGACAUGUUUCCUUUCUUCAAGGACACAGUGUUCGAAAGAGGGUUAGACGCUGCAUUCAGGGCACAUAGUAGCAAUGAAGCUUACUUGUUCAGAGGAGGACAUUAUGCUCUUAUAAACUAUUCAUCCAAGAGACUCAUUCACAUUGAAACCAUUAGACAUGGGUUUCCUAGUUUGAUAGGUACUGUCUUUGAGAAUGGACUUGAAGCAGCUUUUGCUUCUCACGGGACCAAGGAAGCUUAUCUCUUCAAAGGAGAGUACUAUGCAAAUAUUUAUUAUGCUCCAGGCUCAACUGAUGACUACCUUAUCGGUGGUAGAGUCAAGCUUAUUCUUUCCAAUUGGCCUUCGUUGAAGAAGAUACUGCCACGCAACAAUGGUAGGCUUGAUCUUCAUACUCAUAAGGAUCAUCCAGAUGAAGACAAUGGUAGCUAUGACCACAUUGAACUUUAAAAGUACUAGCUGCAAGAAGCAUUCAUCAGUUUGCUAUUUUUAUGUUUCUGUUUUAGUUGCUUUUCUAAUAAGUUGCCCAUGUUUAGGGAUUUGUUGCUUGCUAGUACGUGAGGCAUUUUCUCUAUUUUCUUGUUUGUCAGUUGUAGAGCUAAGUCUAUAAACUUGGCCAAGUUUCUGUUUUGUUGAAUAAAAUAAUAAGUUGCCCUCAGUGUUCUUAAA